This is a messenger RNA of Saccoglossus kowalevskii, 1648 nucleotides long. RefSeq names its product cilia- and flagella-associated protein 77-like. Lineage: Eukaryota; Metazoa; Hemichordata; Enteropneusta; Harrimaniidae. The record is from RefSeq and is a predicted model, not a curated record.
CUGACCUCGCAGCGUCAUAGUAACAACACAAAACGCACUCGCAAACGGAUAUUCAUGAAAAUCUCGCUCAGUUGUUUUGAUCCGUUUGCAGCAAGACCGCGCCACAAUUAGUGACCAUUAGUGGCAACCUUAUCUUAUCAAUUUGAAGGAGUAUGGCUACCGAGACCUUGAAUCCACUUGGUAUUCAGCGGGAAACCAUGUACGAAAACCCACUGCUAAUGAAGAAUGAACUUGGCCAGCCUAAGAAGAGAGGUAUAACAUUACCUGGCAGUCACUUCACGUAUGGCAGACCCAACAUAACUAAAGAUGGUGGUGCUGCAGAAGCUGUAUCAGGCUGGACGGGAAUAACUUCAUAUCCAAUAUUACGUAAGGAACAGAAACGAGACCGGGAUUUCGUUGCUUUAAACAAAGCAGCUGUGACUGCUGGAUUAGUCUCAGCUCCAGAACAAUAUCAGUACCGGGCUACACAUGAUGUGAGACGCAGGGUAACAGAGGAAGAACAGAGUAAAGUACGAACCAGAAGGAUUCCAGCAUCAAUGACGUAUGGUGUCUCAACUAGGCCGUCAACACCAGUUUUUGAUUUACUUGAACACAAAUACCAGGAUCGUUGGUUGCAAGAGAGGCGUAGAAAUGAGCUUGCCAAGCGAGAAAAAAUGCAACAAAAGACUCUCACAAACAAAGGUAUCUAUGAAACCAGAGCGUCACUGUUACGAAAAUAUGCACCACCGAUCGACUCUGCUCCACUAUGGCAAUUACCUAGAUUCCGCUCAGCGUCCUCAGCUCAUCUGGAAACAUUCCGUUCUGCACAGGCGAAAAGCACCUGUUUUAAUCACCAUGCCACAGAUUCAACUUCCCGGCGAGGAGUUUUUGGUCAUGGAAUUUAUGAGCCAGCAAGAUCAUAAGGAAAUCGCAAAGGAAACGCAAUGAACUUUUACAGAAAAUUCAAUUUCCCGUCCACUAAAGUUUACAGUAUUUUUGCGUAUGCCGUGUUUUGAGAAAUAUUCAGUAUUGGUUGUACAUAUCAAUUUAUGCAAAUUAAAAAUUAAUUUAUGUAGGCUGGAUGUUUGUAUUAUCGAUGUGUGUUUUUUUCUGUACCAUAUUGUAGCAGUAACACAUGGCUACAGCAUGUACACUGGAAAAACAAAAUCAAGUGUUUAUUUUAAUUUUGAGAUUAACAUGUUAGUAGAGAUUUCCAAUUAUGUCGUUAAAAGCAAUUUAUUUGUGUUUGGAGACUGGCGUAUAAAGUAGAAGGUAGUGUGCGUGUGAAUAGUAAUUUUUAAAAUAAAAAAGUGUCUCAUAUGAAGACUGUUGAGAAGAUGAAAGUGUGUGCUUUAUAAAUGACAAUGACUCCAACAGAAUUUACUUUCAUUCUGUCUUGCCACUCACAGUACGGUAUAUGCUUUAUUAAUGAGGCAGGUUGAGUGUUUGUUUCUGUUGGUUGUAGGAGUUGUGUGUGAAGGGUAAGAUUAUCACUCAAGUACAGUAGCUGCAAUCGAGACAGAGACACUGUUAUUUGAUACAUUGGCAACUCAGUCACUUUGAUGUAAAAUAUGCAUGUAGAUUUAUGUUUGCCUUUUUAAAAAGAAAUGCUUUUAUUAUAGUGUGUCAUUAUGUUUGUCUCUUUCCUCGUAUAAAGUCUGGUAUAACA